This is a messenger RNA of Gigantopelta aegis, 1106 nucleotides long. Its product is annotated as UPF0047 protein YjbQ-like. The transcript has 7 exons. Bases 67 to 489 code for a protein of 140 amino acids. The record is from RefSeq and is a predicted model, not a curated record. NCBI's taxonomy places the organism in Eukaryota, Metazoa, Mollusca, Gastropoda, Neomphalida, Peltospiridae.
GCUGCUAAUUUCCUUAGUGGCUGGUAAUUUGAGCCUGGUCUGCUGUCAGUAUAUCGUGUGCGAAGUAUGUUGAUGCAAGCGCAAAGAAUAAUUACUCUUUCCCCGAAAACACGAGGGUGUCAUCUGAUUACUGAUGAAAUAACUGAACAGUUAUCUGAAAUGCGCAGUAUAUUUACGGGUAUUUUACAUGUUCACGUGACAGACACAUGUGCAAGUUUGACUGUGGGUGAGAAUUUUGAUCCAGGUUUGAGAGCAGACACUGAAAUGAUGCUGAACAGCAUUGUCCCAGAUGGAGCUGGAUAUCGAAACACAUUUCUAGGUCCAGAUUAUACGCCUGCACAUAUAAAAGCUGUCCUAAUAGGAAAUAGUGUGAGUGUGCCCAUCACAAAUGGAAAACUCAAUCUAGGCUCUUGGCAGGGAAUCUGGCUGUGUGAACACAGGAACCACGCAGAUGGACGAAAAUUGGUGCUGACAAUUCAAGGAGAUUAAAUUGUACUGUGUUACUGAAGACCUUAAUUUGACACUUAAAACACUAGGGUUUUUUAACAUGCUGGAAUGUCAUUGAGCAGUCAUUCAUUGAAAGCGUUGAAAAGUGUAAUGUUUUUAUUGUUUUAUAAUGAUAACUAAUUUUAUCACACCAGGAAUCGAGAUGGAAGGCAUUAUGGGUGAUCUAUUCUAAUUCCAUAUACUCUGACUCUCUCUUGUGGGAAGAAUGAUGGAAAUACAUUGUGAAAAGGUUUCAGGCCUUCUCAUUUUGACCGAAUAUCUCUAUCGUUUUUGUCCGAAUUUUGAGGAUUUGCUCUAACACGGGAGGGGACAGUGUUCUCGCCCCCGUGUAUCGUAUCGUUAUCCCUCUCUCUCUUUGUCUCUCUUUGUCUCUCUCUCUCUCUCUCUCUCUCUCUCUCUCUCUCUCUCUCUCUCUCUCUCUCUCUCUCUCUCUCUCUCUCUCUCUCUCUCUUCUUCACCAAUGACAGUCCUUUCAUCUCCUUACCUCCUCUCUAUAUAGAAACAUACUCAAUCUCCUGUGAGGUCAACAAGAAUUGUUUUAAAUUAUUAAGGAAUUAGAUGCAGCACGUGUCUGUAUAUUAAAAUCUGUCUCUCAGAAA